Phytophthora sojae is the source of this 1623-nucleotide messenger RNA. RefSeq lists its product as hypothetical. Gene Ontology annotation, molecular function: protein binding. NCBI's taxonomy places the organism in Eukaryota, Oomycota, Peronosporomycetes, Peronosporales, Peronosporaceae. The record is from RefSeq and is a predicted model, not a curated record. The transcript is spliced from 2 exons. The coding region runs from base 1 to 1623 and encodes 540 amino acids. Gene Ontology annotation, cellular component: autophagosome membrane. Gene Ontology annotation, biological process: autophagosome assembly.
AUGGCUACAGACUCGUCGUCGUGGUUCGCGGGCGAGGCGCUGCGGCUGCUGGAGGCGCGCAACCGGCGCGAGGUGGCGGCGUUCAGCGACCUGAUCGCGUCGCACCAGCAGCUGCUGUUCCGCUCGGCGCUGGGCGCGAGCUCGUCGUCGCUGGGGGCGUCUCUGCGGCUGCCGGCGCCCAGCGCGCAGGAGCAGGACGACGCGGCGGCGCAGAAGUACCUGGCGGCCAUCCAGCGGCUGGAGCGCGAGCUGGCGGAUAAGAACGCGCAGCUCGCGAGCUACGCGGGGCAGCAGCUGGCGCUCGUGAGCGAGAGCAAGACGCUGCUGCAGGAGCGCGAGGCCUGGGAGCGGCAGCUGCUGCUGGUGACCAAGCGCCUGGACGAGGAGACGGUGCUGGGCCACGAGAAGGACAAGGCGCUCAAGGAGCUGGACGCCGCGCUGCUGCUGGCGCGCGAGGAGCUGGCCAGGCAGCGCGCGCUGCUCGAGCAGAGCGAGGCCGAGGCCGAGAGACUGCGCAAGCGCAACGCCGAGCUCGAGACCCAAGUGCAGGAGAAGAGCGCGCUGCUGCACGAGUGGAUUCAGGCGACGAGUGGCGACGGAGAUGGGAGAACGGAGCACCCGUCACCGGCGCUGUCGGCUAGUGCCAGGAUGGCGCAAGAGGUGGCGGAGAGCAUGAGCCACUUGCUGCUGAGCGAGGAGGAAGGACUGGGUGGUGCGGGCCCCGAAGCCAAGUUGGUGACGCACGUCACACACUCCAUCCGAGCCCAUGCCACCGAGGUGAACUCGGUGUGCUUUAAUACGUCUGGGAAGAUUCUGUUUAGUGGCAGUAGUGAUGGAACGGUGAGAGCGUGGGAAGCGGAGGCGGGCUCGGCGUCGCCGCCCAGAGCUCUAGGAGAGUACCGAGGGGUGGGCACGGCUCAUCCGUUGCUGUGUGUGCGAGCGUCGGAGGACGGAGCGUUGGUUCUCGGCACGGGCUGUGAUCGCAAGUGUUUUGUCUGGAGAGUGGGCACUGGGCGUGUCAUGCAGACGCUCACAGGACACAAGGGCAAAGUUCUGGCGGCAGAGUUUUCUCCUGUGGUGCCUCACGAAGUGAUCACAGGUUCGUCGGACCGCAGUCUGCGGGUGUGGGACGUUAUGCGCGGGGUGCGGCUGCAGACGGUGGGCUGCGUCUCGAGCUGCAAUGACAUUGCGGCACCGACAGGUGCCGAUGCUGGGUUCGUCCAGUUCGCGAGCGCUCACCAGGACGGCGCAGUUCGUUUUUGGGACACCAGGACACGUCGCUGCGUGCAGGAGAUGCGUGGUCUCCACACCGAGCAAGCGACGUCCGUGAGUUUCGGCGGCAACGAGCUGCUCACCAACUCGCGCGACCAUUCUCUCCGAAUCAUCGACCCGCGCACCUACGGCGUGUUGCGCGAGCUCCGUCACAAGGACUACCAGUGCGGGUUCGACUGGAGUCAGGCUUCUCUCAGUCCAGACGGUCGAUACGCACUCGCCGGUGGAGCUUCGGGUCUCAAACCCGGUCCCACCGGCCACCACGGCGCCGUCGCCUGCUGCGUGUGGCGUCCCGACGGCCAGGGCGUCGCGUCCUGUGACAAGAACGGCGUGGUGGUGCUCUGGGAGUAA